AUGUUCCCUAUUGCUUUUCUCCGUUUCCACAUGUUGAAAUUAUGUUUCUUCAUCUGUCUGAUGUGCUGGGUGAAAUCAGAUGAGGAGAAAAACUGUCCUGAAUUUACAGGCCUUAAUAUAGGCAAUGCUUUGACUGGAACAAAUCUUGAAGUCCAACUACUGCUAUACACAAGGGAAAAUCCAGAUUGCUCAGAGAAACUCAGUGAACAUAAUAUUACAGCAUCUCAGCAUCUUAAUACCUCCAAGAAAAUUGUCUUUGUUAUUCAUGGCUUCAGACCAACAGGAUCUUCACCAGUAUGGCUAGGUGACAUAAAGACCCUUUUACUGACUUCAGAGGAUAUCAACCUCAUUAUAGUUGAUUGGAAUCGAGGUGCUACAACUCUGAAUUAUAAUACUGCUGUUGAAAACACCAGGAAAGUUGCAAAAAUACUGAAGAACUAUGUUGACCAGAUGCUGGUGAAUGGAGCUUCUCUUGGCUCUGUGCAUAUGAUUGGAGUUAGUCUUGGGGCUCAUGUAGCUGGUUUUGUUGGCAAGAAGUAUAAUGGCAAACUUGGCAGAAUUACAGGUCUUGAUCCUGCGGGUCCUUUAUUCUCUCAAGAACCACCAGAAGGGAGAUUGUAUCAUACUGAUGCACAAUUUAUUGAUGUAAUUCAUACGGAUAUUGAUGCACUAGGUUUCAGGAAACCUUUAGGAACCAUCGAUUUCUAUCCGAAUGGAGGAAUGGAUCAGCCUGGUUGUCCAAAAACAGUAUUCAGUGGAUUUCAGUAUUUUAAAUGUGAUCAUCAGAGAUCUGUCUUCCUCUUCCUAUCAUCCUUGAAAAGCAGAUGCAAUAUAACAGCAUAUCCUUGUGACUCAUACUUGGAUUACAAGAGAGGAAAAUGUGUUGAUUGUAACGCUUUUCAACCGAUGUCCUGUCCUGUACUGGGUUAUUAUGCUGAUAGAUGGAAAGAACUCUUAAUACAAAAUAGCUUGCCAACAAAAGCUUAUUUUGAUACUUCGGACCAUGACCCAUUCUGCAUGUAUAAUUACUUAUUGGAUAUUAUUACCUGGAAUAAAAAUAUUAGGAGAGGUUUCAUCAGAGUUAAAAUAACAGAUUAUACUGGAAAGACAGUAGAAUCAGAAAUGGAUAGUGAGGCUGCAACAUUUCAGCAAUACAGAAGAGUCAAAAUACUAACUGGGUUUUACCAGAAUUUUGGCAAAAUAUCAAGAAUUUCCUUGACCUUUUCUACAAAGACUUUAAUAGGACCAAAAUAUAAGCUCAGAAUUCUCCAGAUGAGGCUAAAAUCUCUUAAUGAUCCAGAAAGGCUGCAGCUGUGCAGAUAUGAUUUUGUAUUGGUGGAGAACACUGAACUGACCUUCAAGCCUAUCCCAUGCCAAGAGAGUGAUGUGAAAAAAAAGAGAACUUACUACUGACUUAAUUUCUCUUACAGAAGUGACAUUUUGAUUCUUUCUCAGGAUAAAACUGCAACAACGCAGGAAAUGAGAUAAGCUAGAUUUAUUUUCAAGAAUUUAUGUGGUGAUAUUUAUUACUUCCUUUGAGUGGCUUGGAGUGAAGUUCAUUGGAAAGUUCAGAUAUCUGUAUAUUUGGGAAAUUUGAAUAAAACAAGUGUAACAUAGCAGAGAACAUGCAAUGGUUUAUUAGUUAUAAUUUGUUGGGGUGAGGGGACUACUGAAUUAAAUAUGAAUUAUCUGCAUAAUCUUGGCACAUUAUUUAU
Molecule: messenger RNA, 1715 nt
Organism: Rhea pennata
Lineage: Eukaryota; Metazoa; Chordata; Aves; Rheiformes; Rheidae
Gene: LIPI
Product: lipase I
Exons: 10
Coding region: 1-1413 (470 amino acids)
Biological process (GO): lipid catabolic process
Molecular function (GO): glycerophospholipase activity; carboxylic ester hydrolase activity
Source: RefSeq, a predicted model, not a curated record